UCCACUUCCACUCAAAGGGCAAAAGCAAAAACAGCAAAAAAGGAAGAUGGCAAGACUACUGUUACUUUUCCUCCCAGGUCUUGUGGCCGUAUGUGCCGUGCACGGAAUAUUUAUGGACAGACUUGCUUCCAGGAAGCUGUGUGCAGAUGACGAGUGUGUCUAUACUAUUUCUCUGGCCCGAGCUCAAGAAGAUUACAGUGCCCCAGACUGUAGAUUCAUUAACGUUAAAAAAGGGCAGUGGAUCUAUGUUUACUCAAAGCUGGUAAAAGAAAAUGAAGCUGGAGAAUUUUGGGCUGGCAGUGUUUAUGGCGAUCAACCUGAGGACGAGAUGGGAACUGUGGGUUAUUUCCCCAGCAACUUGGUCCAGGAGCAACACGUGUACCAAGAAGCCACCAAGGAAGUUCCCACCACGGAUAUUGACUUCUUCUGCGAGUAAGAAGUUAGACAAAUUUGCAGAUAGAAAGGAAACACCAAAAACAAAGAAAAAAGCGAAAAUAACCAAAAAA
Molecule: messenger RNA, 506 nt
Organism: Delphinapterus leucas (beluga whale)
Lineage: Eukaryota; Metazoa; Chordata; Mammalia; Artiodactyla; Monodontidae
Source: RefSeq, a predicted model, not a curated record